Molecule: messenger RNA, 1529 nt
Organism: Piliocolobus tephrosceles (Ugandan red Colobus)
Lineage: Eukaryota; Metazoa; Chordata; Mammalia; Primates; Cercopithecidae
Gene: STAP2
Product: signal transducing adaptor family member 2
Exons: 13
Coding region: 69-1439 (456 amino acids)
Molecular function (GO): signaling adaptor activity
Source: RefSeq, a predicted model, not a curated record
CUCAGCUUUCUGGCCCAGCUGGAGCACCCACUGGAAGGAGAGGCCAGGCGGAAGACCCUGGCCCUGCCAUGGCCUCUGCCGUGAGGCCACCCUGGGUCCCCAAGCCUAAGGGUGUCCUGCCGUCACACUACUAUGAGAGCUUUCUAGAGAAGAAGGGGUCCUGUGACCGGGAUUACAAGAAGUUCUGGGCAGGCCUCCAGGGUCUCACCAUCUAUUUCUACAAUAGCAAUCGGGACUUCCAGCACGUGGAGAAGCUCAACCUGGGAGCAUUUGAGAAGCUCACUGAUGAGAUUCCCUGGGGAAGCUCACGUGACCCUGGCACCCACUUCAGCCUGAUUCUGCGGAAUCAGGAGAUCAAGUUCAAGGUAGAGACCUUGGAGUGUCGGGAAAUGUGGAAAGGCUUCAUCUUAACGGUGGUGGAGCUCCGUGUCCCGUCCAACCUGACCCUGCUUCCUGGGCACCUAUACAUGAUGGCUGAAGUCUUGGCCAAAGAGGAGGCGCGCCGUGCACUGGAAAUACCCUCGUGCUUCCUGAAGGUGAGCCGGCUGGAGGCACAACUGCUCCUGGAGCGCUAUCCCGAGUGCGGGAAUCUGCUGCUGCGGCCCAGCGGGGACGGUGCUGACGGCGUGUCGGUCACCACGCGGCAGAUGCACAAUGGGACGCACGUGGUCCGGCAUUACAAGGUGAAGCGGGAGGGCCCCAAGUACGUGAUCGACGUGGAAGAGCCGUUCUCUUGCACCUCCCUGGACGCCGUGGUCAACUAUUUCGUGUCGCACACCAAAAAGGCGCUGGUGCCAUUCCUGUUGGAUGAGGACUACGAGAAGGUGCUAGGCUACGUGGAAGCCGAUAAGGAGAAUGGCGAGAGUGUGUGGGUGGCGCCCUCCGCCCUGGGCCCAGGUCCUGCACCCUGCACAGGUGGCCCCAAGCCGCUGCCACCUGCAUCUGUGCCUGUGUCCAGCCAGGACAAGCUGCCCCUGUUACCCCCACUGCCCCCACUACCGAACCAGGAAGAGAACUACGUGACCCCCAUUGGAGAUGCCCCAGUUGUUGACUACGAGAACCAAGAUGUGGCUUCCUCUAGUCGGCCGGUCAUCAUGAAGCCGAAGAAGUUGCCAAAGGCUCCUGCAAAGCUUCCAAAGCCACCCGUUGGACCCAAGCCAGUAGGGAAGGGGUUUCACCAUGUGGCCCAGGCUGGUAUUGAACUUCUGACCUCAAGGGAUCCACCCACCUCAGCCUCCCAAAGUGCUGGGAUUACCAGCGUAAGCCACCGCACCUGGCCUCAUCUGUCUUCUCUUCCAGAGCUCAGAGUCUUUAAUGGUGGCUUGGCCAGGAAGCUGCCAGCCAGCUCAGCCCAGCCUCUCUUCCCCACAGCUGGGCUGGCGGACAUGACGGCAGAGCUACAGAAGAAGCUGGAGAAGAGGCGGGCACUGGAGCACUGAUUCGGACACGCCGGGGACCAGUGGGCCAGUCCCAGGGCAUGGCCCAGUGGCCAGAUUCUUUCUCCCAGGAUUAAAACUCUGACCCCAGGA